Messenger RNA from Thunnus maccoyii (southern bluefin tuna), 1174 nucleotides. It is a transcript of the gene mrpl2, whose product is annotated as mitochondrial ribosomal protein L2. Gene Ontology annotation, cellular component: ribosome. Gene Ontology annotation, molecular function: structural constituent of ribosome; RNA binding. The transcript is spliced from 8 exons. Gene Ontology annotation, biological process: cytoplasmic translation. Bases 121 to 1008 code for a protein of 295 amino acids. Lineage: Eukaryota; Metazoa; Chordata; Actinopteri; Scombriformes; Scombridae. The record is from RefSeq and is a predicted model, not a curated record.
CUCCGAGGUUUGAAUAGACGUCAUCAGCGCGCGACGCAGCGUGCAGGACUGUGAAGGACGCCAGCGAGAGGAUUGGGAUGAAAUAAAUCACUUAUAAAGCUCUGUCAAGGGGACGUCGUGAUGGCGGUGUGGUGUUUAACUCAAGCCCUGCGCUCCCUGACUGUCUCCCAGCCUGCCCUGCUGGCCUCUCAGGCAGUAGCACAGACCAAGCUGGGGACUCAGGUGUGUGUUGGACAGUGCAGAGGCUUCCUCACCACAGCCUCUCUGCAGCAGAACAGGACUCUGUGGAAGCAGAGGGAGAAGUACACCAUCAAGCCUAUAGGAAAGAAAAAGACGGGAGGCCGAGAUCACUCAGGAAGGAUACGGACACAUGGCAUUGGCGGCGGCCACAAACAAAAAUACCGGUGGAUAGACUUCCAGCGACUGCGCUAUGAACCCAGCAAAGAUGCCCAGCCCUUUGAAGAGAAGGUCGUCGAAGUGCGAUACGACCCAUGCAGGUCUGCUGACAUUGCUCUGGUGGCUGGAGGCGCCCGGAAAAGAUGGAUCAUUGCAACAGAGAACAUGCAGGCUGGAGACGUCAUUAAAACAUCUGGAGUUAUUGGGCGCAUGGCAGUCUCAGCCAAUGAAGGCGAUGCCUACCCACUGGGAGCUCUUCCUGUGGGGACACUGGUGAACAAUCUGGAGAUACAACCGGGGAAGGGAUCAGAGUACAUCCGUGCUGCAGGCACAAGUGGUGUUUUGCUCCGUAAAGUAAACGGAACAGCGAUCGUUCAGCUUCCUUCGAAGCAGCAGGUUCAGGUAUUGGAGACCUGCAUGGUAACGGUGGGACGCGUAUCCAAUAUCGACCAUAAUAAAGAGAUCAUUGGCAAAGCUGGUCGCAAUCGGUGGUUUGGCGUUCGCCCUUCGAGCGGCUUGUGGCAGAGGAAGGGAGGCUGGGCAGGACGCAAGAUUAAACCGCUACCUCCGAUGAAGAGUUACGUCAACCUGCCCUCAAUCUCAGCUAAAUAACACAACACAAGUCUGGACAUUUGGGACUGGAGAUUGGUUAUAAUCGCCUUGUAUUAUUAUUUACUUGUAUUUACAAUGAAGUCACAGUAAAUCGAUUGUUCAGAGGAGAAAAGAUGAAUAAAGACAUGCUGUUUGUACAGAAGAUUAAAAAUUUUAUUAAACACAA